Molecule: messenger RNA, 1404 nt
Organism: Tigriopus californicus
Lineage: Eukaryota; Metazoa; Arthropoda; Copepoda; Harpacticoida; Harpacticidae
Product: PRELI domain-containing protein 1, mitochondrial-like
Exons: 1
Coding region: 520-1191 (223 amino acids)
Biological process (GO): phospholipid transport
Cellular component (GO): mitochondrial intermembrane space
Molecular function (GO): phosphatidic acid transfer activity
Source: RefSeq, a predicted model, not a curated record
AGUUUACCCAAAUCAAUGUAGCCAGUUGGCGCCAAAUCCAGCGAAUCUUGGUUCUCAAGUUACCAAUGAUUAGCUGAAGAUAAGAACAUUGGAAAACAAGAAAAAUCCACAAAACGUUACGGCUUUCUUCUGGAAUCCGCGCCUUGGUUGAGGACUUCUGAGACAAAUCCCUCUCUACCAGUUCACGCUGAAUCCUGACUCUGAACGCUCUCUUCUUAAGCCUGUUGGUAGCUGCUCUUUACUCAUUGCUCAUCCUCGUUCCUCACUCGCCCUCCUCGCUUGCUCACUCUUGUACCUCGGGCUGCCGCCAACCAGACCUGUUUUCCUUUCAGGAGCAGCUACUACAACCUCUUUGAAUUCUGCAGCAGCUUGGCGCCUGCACGCGAAAGUGCGGUAGUUGUGACCUCUUUUAGGGAGCUACUUGCUGCCAUCUUUUCUCCUGAGAUACCUCUGUAGGCGUGACAAAGGCCUGACACGCCUUUCUAGCACCCCGCCAUAAACCAGAGCCAUCUCAGAAAGAUGGCCAAGUACUGCCAUACGGUGCACUCUCACCCGUAUGCCUGGGAUGAAGUGGCAGGGGCCAUCUUCCAAAGGUAUCCGAAUCCCUUUGCCACUCAUGUCUUGUCCGAGGACACCGUUGAAAGGGGACUCCUGCAGCCAAAUGUGCUCUACUCGAAGCGGUUCUUGACCAAGACCAACAAGCUGCCCAAGUGGAGCGAGAAGUUUGUGAUCGGUAUCAAGCGUUAUGUGCCGUUGGUGGAAGAGUCCAUUGUCGACCGGGAUGCCAAGGUGAUUACGACCUACACAAGGAACGUGGGUCUGAGCCGAUUCAUGACGGCCAUUGAGAAGGUCGAGUACCGACGAGAUCCCCAUGAUCCAUCCAAAACCGUGGCUGUCAAGGAGGCCUGGAUUGAGUCCGGCCUCUAUGGCCUUCGGUCGGCUGUCAAGAACUACGGAGUGGAACGGUUCAAGCAGAACUGCACCCGUGCCACGGAUGGGUUCAAUCACGUGUUGGCUCAUUUUCAUCAUCAGCAACACUACAUCAACGAGAUGCGGGUCAAGAAGUGGAACGAGAUGAAGCACAAGGGUGAAGUGCUCCGGGCGAAUGCCCGCCAUGCCGCUGAAGUGGCCAAAGCCCAUUCCGUCGUGCGCGCCGAGGAAUCCGAGGGUUCAACCAAACCUUCCACGUGAGAUUGAAAACGUCAAUCUCAAUUGCAUUCAUUCUGAUAUUAACUUACCCGAAUUAAGUGUUCAUGGAUGUCUGGGAUGCAUGCUGCCUUUUGGCCGGGCGUGCUACCGAACGACGGCAUUUGCUACGCAUAAUUUGUACGAGCCACUAGUCGCCAAACGUUGCAGUUCCGGAUUAUGUCUGAUCCGUGGCAAAAAUAAAUGAAUAUCAACGAA